AUGGCAGGGGCUGCGUGGGCUAGCCUGGGUAAUGAAUUUAAGAGCGUUGCGGAGGAGAAGUUCUUGAAGCCCGUCCCGGACCAAUUUCUGACGCCGCGCGCCACGACCGACGUACAGCCCGCCGAGGAGUUGUUGUCGAAGCUAGUGGAGGAGAAUGCGGAGCGGUACAAGGGCAUCGACGUGCGAGACCCAUCCUCCAUGGCUAUCUACGAGGGUGAACGGCCGCGGUGGAUGACGAUGGGCGGUCAGGUGCGUGCCGUAUCGGAGUUUAUCUCUGGCCAUCUAUGCCACCACAUCUCACUGCCCGAGUGGAAAGAUCUGUUCGACCUAGAGUAUGCGGAGAUGGACCUGACUUACUGGCUGUACGUGUUGCACAUCCACCUCGUCAGCCGCCGUGCGACGAGUAUCCCGAUUGAGAGAUUCAACCGCCGCCGCGAGGUGCUAGAGGAGCUGCUAGUGACUAUGUUCGAUGGCUGGGCAGCCACGUCAGAAGACAUCAUGGGUCGCCCACCGCUGAAUAAGAUUAAGUACUACAUUCGGGAUAUGUACUACGUGACGGCUGUUAACUUUGAGGAGGCGCUGCUGCACGAUGGGCCGGGGGCGGACAUGAUGCUGGUGGGAUUUCUGAUGAAGUUCUGUCCGCUUCCGCGGCCGGAGGAUGUGCCGAUGUUCACGUACUACACCCUUGUUCAUUACGUCCGCUUUCACACGGCUCUCUUCGACCGUAUUCCUGACGAGGAGUUCGCAAAGGGGAACUUCAACUUCUUGAGCCCGACCGACCCGCUCAUCUUUAGCCAGUACAGCGACAUCGCGUACGAUGAAGUAAUUCGCGGCUGGACCGUGGAGGAGGGAAAGGGUAGUGCCGCUUCAUCGGCACCGAGUCACUUGUAG
Molecule: messenger RNA, 891 nt
Organism: Leishmania braziliensis MHOM/BR/75/M2904
Lineage: Eukaryota; Euglenozoa; Kinetoplastea; Trypanosomatida; Trypanosomatidae
Exons: 1
Coding region: 1-891 (296 amino acids)
Source: RefSeq, a predicted model, not a curated record